Psylliodes chrysocephalus is the source of this 1149-nucleotide messenger RNA. Lineage: Eukaryota; Metazoa; Arthropoda; Insecta; Coleoptera; Chrysomelidae. The record is from the annotation of a GenBank genome assembly.
UGUUUUGCUGUCGUUUAACUGUCAAUAUCAGAUAGUGAAAAUUAUCUUUUGUUGACUUGUUACAACUGUAAUAAAGUUUUCACUUGUGAAUGAUAUAUCCAUUUGAAUUCGCCAUUAAAAACUAAAUUUGCAGUUACAUGCAGUUUCGAUUUGAUUGAUAUUAGUGUGCAUCUCCUAUUUUGAUGAUCCACAAUAUUCCUUGAUAUUGUGCUAGGGCACAAUAACAGAAACAUUCACAUAAAAAAAAUAUCUUUAAACUAGAAUGGCUCAGCCGACGUCUUACAGAAGAGAUUUUAGAAGGCAGCCUACCAGUAACUUCACAUAUGUGAGCCCUUGUGUGAAGUAUCUAAUUUUUGUUCUCAAUUUUGUGUUUUGGUUAUUUGGAGGUCUGCUUAUCGGCAUAGGUCUAUACGCUUUUGUAGACAAAUGGCAGUUGACAGGUUGGGUAAAGCUCGAGAAUGUUUAUGAUGUGAUAUUGAAUAUAUCAUUGGUUAUGGUUAUUAUGGGAGGAGUUGUUUUUAUUGUAAGUUUUGCCGGUUGCGUCGGAGCGCUCAGAGAGAAUACGUGUUUGCUCAAAUUCUACUCAUUAUGUCUCUUAAUAUUCUUUCUAUUGGAAAUGGGAAUAGCAAUCGUAGGAUUUGUAUUUCCUCACUCGAUGCAAUCAAUUCUAGAAGAGAAUUUUACUGAUAAAAUUAUACACACCUACCGUGACGAUCCUGAUCUUCAAAAUUUGAUUGAUUUUGCUCAACAAGAGUUUCAGUGUUGCGGACUCAGCUCAGAGGGAUAUAUGGAUUGGGGUAAAAAUGAAUACUUCAAUUGCAGCUCACCUAGCGUUGAACGAUGUGGGGUACCAUUUUCUUGUUGUACAAAUGAUUUGAAUCAAAGACUCAUCAAUAUUAUGUGCGGAUAUGGAGUUCAAACUCUUUCGGUGGCCGAAGCGGGCAAAAAAGUGUGGACGUCGGGAUGCAUAGAGAUAGUCCGAUCCUGGGCGGAGAGGAAUCUGUAUACGAUCGCUGGCAUAGCCCUAGGAGUAGCCCUGUCGCAACUCUUUGUAAUAUAUUUGGCCAAAACGCUAGAAGGUCAAAUUGACCUGCAAAAAUCCAGUUUCUAUAUGUAUAUGUACAUGAGUGGAAAUUGAAGAAGCAAUAC